AUGUCGUCCAAGUCUGGUUCAAAGCAACGAAUUUUGGGCACUGCUGAAAAUGCGCUCAUUGAAACCUCACGACAACAUCAAGGACAUAUGAAAGUCGGUGAAGUUUUACACUUACAAGGACCUUAUAUCUCCUUAGAUAUGCUCAUAGCAGCAAUUAAUCGCUUGCAGAGACGUCAUCCAUUUCUUCGAAGCCGCUUGGAGAACAAUUCUACAAAACCGGGUACUUAUCUACUGGCAGAGGACGAUACAUUCAAUCCGAAAAUCCUCACAUUUGCACGAAAACAUGAAGAUCGCUUGAAUUUCAGCCUUCAAGAAUGGCAAAAUCGAGAAAAAGAACCGGCCGUGAUUGGUCAAGGUUUAGUUGAAUUUUGGCUCUUACAGGAUCCAGAAGAUCAUGACAAUGAAAAUACUUUUACCGAAAUAGUGAUUAUCGGUGAGCAUAGUAUCUGUGAUGGUAUCUCUCUCAGCACUUUAGCACAUGAAUUGCUUCUGUCAUUAAGCCAAGGUGAUACGGAUAUGUUCGCUAACUCGCUAGCUUGUCCAAUUACAAUGGAAGAUGCUGUUCGGCGAAGUUUGUCAGCGUGGAAUCGAAUUGCUACGUUCAGUAAAUUUCUACUUGCUAUGAUACGUUGGAGUGUAGCUAACAAUCGACGUGUCGCUAGACUUCCGUUGGGCACUGUGGAUUUUCCAUUAGAUGACAUGGCAAAGAACUCUUUUACAGGCCUUUUUUACGGACGACUGGAUAAAGAACAAACGCAAACGUUAAUGGAAAAGUGUCGACGAGAAAAUGUGACCGUGACGUCAGCGGUUAGCAGCGCUAUCCUGUGCAGUACUUCUAUGUUACUCCCCAAUGAAGAUGCUCAGCUAACACAACUAGUCAUGGCAAUUGCAGCAGACACUCGCCGAAGAUGCAUACCAUCGGUGUCCAAUAAUGAUCUAAGCUACCAAGUAUCAGGAACUAUGGCUUUUGCAUUGCCAACAAACAACACGCCAGUCACAUCAGAAGGUAUGUGGCAAUUGGCACGAGUGUUUGGUAAUCAUGUGAAAACGUCUGUUGAUGCAGGACAGACUCUUGCUCUUGCGAUGAUUAUGGGAAAGCUAUAUCAGAAAAAUCUCGGCUCAGUUACUCUCAGACGGGCGCCAACGUGCGGAAUAUCAAAUUGGGGACUGUUACCCUUUCAUGAGCAAUACGGCAAAUGGCAACUGCAUGAAAUGAUCCCCAUCGGUAACAUGGUUCGAAUGCCAAUGCCAUUCUUUUUAGUUCAAACUGUCAAUGGAAAAUUAACCAUUUGCUGCAACGGAUCGGUUCCCGUCGUUCCUUUGAAUACUUUGGAGAGUCUGUGCAAUGGUACAAUAGAUAAUCUACGUCAAAUGAUAGAACAUUGA
Adineta ricciae is the source of this 1386-nucleotide messenger RNA. NCBI's taxonomy places the organism in Eukaryota, Metazoa, Rotifera, Eurotatoria, Adinetida, Adinetidae. The record is from the annotation of a GenBank genome assembly.